CUCAGUAGCAGGGACAUUGCUGCACACAACGCCCUCAGCUCUGCUGUUCGGCGCUCACUGAGCUCAGGAGAUGAGCUUAAGAUCUACUUGGGGGGAACAUGAAACUGGAGAAGCCGGCUCUGCCCCUGUGAUCCGCAAGGCCCAACUUUAUGGGGGCUAGCUAGACCGCACCUCACUGCCCGCGGCGUGGCCAACUGGGGGGUUUUGAAGAUCAUGAUCACGUGGAUUCAUCUAACUAAACGGUACCUGGGGACAUGGUGGUCCUUUAGAGAGCACAUCUAAAUUACUGGCUAAUUUCUUGGUUUGCCACUCAGCGUAGGACAUUGUUUGAUUCUCUCUAUCAGAACUCUCCUACGUUUUCCCCACCAUGCUGUCUUUAUUAGCUUGAACUCCUUUCCUAAAAUGGUCCUUCUGUUGAUCUUGUCAGUGCUGCUUUUGAAAGAAGAUGUCCGUGGGAGUGCACAGUCUAGCGAGAGGAGGGUGGUGGCUCACAUGCCGGGUGACAUCAUUAUUGGAGCUCUGUUUUCUGUCCACCACCAGCCCACCGUGGACAAAGUUCAUGAGAGGAAGUGUGGGGCAGUCCGCGAACAGUAUGGCAUUCAGAGAGUGGAAGCCAUGCUGCACACCCUGGAAAGGAUCAACGCAGACCCCACACUCCUGCCCAACAUCACACUGGGCUGUGAGAUAAGGGAUUCCUGCUGGCACUCGGCUGUGGCCCUAGAACAAAGCAUUGAGUUCAUCAGGGACUCCCUCAUUUCUUCGGAAGAAGAAGAAGGUUUGGUGCGCUGUGUGGAUGGCUCUUCCUCCUUCCGCUCCAAGAAGCCCAUAGUAGGGGUCAUUGGGCCCGGCUCCAGUUCUGUGGCCAUUCAGGUCCAGAACUUGCUCCAGCUUUUCAACAUACCUCAGAUUGCUUACUCGGCAACAAGCAUGGAUCUGAGUGACAAGACUCUGUUUAAGUACUUCAUGAGGGUCGUGCCUUCAGAUGCCCAGCAGGCUCGGGCCAUGGUGGACAUAGUGAAGAGGUACAACUGGACCUAUGUGUCAGCUGUGCACACAGAAGGCAACUACGGAGAAAGUGGAAUGGAAGCUUUCAAAGAUAUGUCAGCCAAGGAAGGGAUUUGCAUUGCUCACUCUUACAAAAUCUACAGCAACGCGGGGGAGCAGAGCUUCGAUAAGCUGCUGAAGAAGCUCAGGAGUCACUUGCCCAAGGCCCGGGUUGUAGCCUGCUUCUGUGAGGGCAUGACCGUGCGAGGACUGUUGAUGGCCAUGAGGCGCCUGGGUCUAGCUGGAGAAUUUCUGCUUCUGGGAAGAUGUACUAAGGGAAGACAUAGGUGUGUAGAAUUAAAAGAGAAAGUUGAAGAACUUAGCUUUGAGGAACCUCAAUACUUAAUGGUUGGAGAAAAGAUUAACUAUGAAAAGAAGAGAGGGAGAGGCAAAUCUGGAGAUAUAGAAGGAAAACUCAGAGAGUGCCCUGUCAUCCAGCCAAUGGGAGAGAGUGAUUAA
This is a messenger RNA of Myotis brandtii (Brandt's bat), 1503 nucleotides long. Its product is annotated as metabotropic glutamate receptor 5. NCBI's taxonomy places the organism in Eukaryota, Metazoa, Chordata, Mammalia, Chiroptera, Vespertilionidae. Bases 403 to 1503 code for a protein of 366 amino acids. Gene Ontology annotation, cellular component: postsynaptic density membrane. Gene Ontology annotation, molecular function: adenylate cyclase inhibiting G protein-coupled glutamate receptor activity; G protein-coupled receptor activity involved in regulation of postsynaptic membrane potential. The record is from RefSeq and is a predicted model, not a curated record. Gene Ontology annotation, biological process: regulation of synaptic transmission, glutamatergic; G protein-coupled glutamate receptor signaling pathway; trans-synaptic signaling by endocannabinoid, modulating synaptic transmission. The transcript has 4 exons.